Messenger RNA from Anopheles funestus (African malaria mosquito), 3231 nucleotides. RefSeq names its product ATP-binding cassette sub-family B member 6 (gene Hmt-1). The record is from RefSeq and is a predicted model, not a curated record. Bases 378 to 2924 code for a protein of 848 amino acids. Gene Ontology annotation, molecular function: ATP binding; ATP hydrolysis activity; ABC-type heme transporter activity. Gene Ontology annotation, biological process: transmembrane transport; heme transport. The transcript has 5 exons. Gene Ontology annotation, cellular component: membrane. Lineage: Eukaryota; Metazoa; Arthropoda; Insecta; Diptera; Culicidae.
ACAAAUGUCAAUAUCAUUUUUUCGUUUCGGUGUUUUUAUUUCAGUAAAAUUUGCGGCUUCGUACGCAGCUGAAGUUAGAAUUUUGUGUAGCCUCUAGUGUGCUUCAAUCAUGAAAUUAGUAAUAUGAAUGAAGCUUAUAUCGCCCAAUGUAUGUACUGAUUAGAGAGCUAACACAGCUUUCGAAGAUAACAGCGGUGAGAAAGUGUAGUGUUUGUGUUUGCUUUAUUGCAAAUUCCAGUGUUUGAACACACUUUUCCGAACAUUAUAUCUGAAGAAAAGCAUAAAAACCUUCUCCAAUCGUGGAAUUUACAACGCGUGGUCUUUAACCACCAUUGGAAAUAUUGACGAUCACGGCGCUGCCUAGUAAACCCUUCAACAUGAUCCCCUACUGUCCGACCAACACGUCUAUGGACGUGAUUUGGUUCAAUCAUGGUGUAUCACAGUGUUUCAUGGAUACGGUUGCUAUGGGAUCGAUUGGAGGCUUUCUGCUUAUUUUUGGUACACUGCAGCUAAUUAUGUACCUACGCCAUUCCACGGAGAUCGAUACACAACGGAUACGAAAGUCACGCCUGUACCGUUUUCAACUGUUUCUCCUAAUGUUGAUGCCACUGCUCACCGUCGUAAGAUUCGUGCUGGAAGGAUUCAUCUUCAAAGGAGCACAAGUGUACGGUUUCAUGAUCCUGUCGAUCGCAGUAGCUCUGUUCGUGUAUCCCUACUCGAUUGUGCUGCUGGUAAAGGAGCGCUACUACCAGCUACCAUCAGUACCAACGCGUGGCCAUGGAUUGGUUCUGCUCAUCUUCUGGACGAUGCUGUUCAUUGUACAGAACAUAGCGUUCAUCAAUCUGAACUACCAUGACGCAUGGUUCCGCAUGGAAACGACACGUGACAAGGUGGAAUUCGGUAUGUUUGUCGCGCGGUACACGAUCACCAUGUUGCUGUUUGUGAUCGGUCUUAAGGCUCCCGGCAUAACAUCAACACAAUUCACCGAUGAGUACCAAAACCUUCACCAGGCACAGGAAAAUCAAUCCACGUUCCGUAAUGCAUGGGGCAAAAUGCGAACGCUGCUGCCAUUUCUGUGGCCCAAAACGGAUGUGUUGCUACAGUUUCGUGUAGUGUUCUGUUUCCUGCUGCUCAUCGCGGGCCGCUUUAUCAACGUGUACGUGCAAAUUUACAACAAGAAAAUUGUUGACAGUCUGACGGAAAAACCAACCGUGUUCCGGUGGGAUUGGAUUCUGCUGUAUGUUGGUUUUAAAUUUCUCCAGGGCGGUGGAACCGGAUCGAUGGGACUGCUUAACAAUCUGCGCAGCUUUCUGUGGAUCCGCAUUCAGCAGUACACGACGCGCGAAAUUGAGCUGGAACUGUUCCGUCAUCUGCACAGUUUGUCGCUGCGUUGGCAUCUGAACCGCAAAACGGGCGAAGUGCUGCGUGUUAUGGAUCGUGGCACGGAUAGUAUUAACAAUCUGUUAAAUUACAUUCUGUUCUCGAUCGCACCGACAAUAGUGGACAUUUUGAUUGCGGUCGUUUUCUUCAUCACGGCCUUCAACUGGUGGUUUGGUUUUAUCGUAUUCCUGACCAUGACAUUGUACAUAGUGGCCACGAUUAUGGUAACGGAAUGGCGUACGAAAUUCCAACGACGUAUGAAUUUGGCUGAUAAUCAACAGAAGGCACGUAGCGUCGAUUCGCUGCUGAACUUUGAAACGGUGAAGUACUACGGUGCGGAGCAAUAUGAAGUUUCCUGUUACCGGGACGCAAUUCUCAAGUUCCAGGACGAGGAAUGGCGCUCUAUUAUCACACUGAACAUCCUCAAUACAAUGCAAAAUGUGAUCGUUUGCGGUGGUUUGCUUGCUGGAUCGAUGCUAUGUGCAUAUCUUGUCGUGUACGAGGACGGACUAACUGUAGGAGACUAUGUACUGUUUGCCAGCUACAUAAUUCAGCUCUACGUACCACUUAACUGGUUCGGCACUUUCUACCGCGCAAUUCAGAAGAACUUCGUCGACAUGGAGAACAUGUUUGAUCUGAUGCGCGAAGAGCAGGAAGUACUGGACGCACCGUCAGCACCGGGACUGGCAGUUGCACGUGGCCGCAUAGAGUUCAAUGAUGUUACGUUCGGUUACAAUAUGGAACGGCUAGUGUUGCGCAAUGUUAGCUUCAGCGUGCCCGGUGGCAAAACUGUAGCGAUUGUCGGUCCGUCAGGUGCGGGCAAAAGUACAAUUAUGCGACUCCUGUUCCGAUUCUACGACGUGAACAGUGGUUCGAUUUCGGUCGAUGGACAGAACAUUAAAAUUGUACGCCAAGCUUCAUUGCGUCAAGCGAUCGGUGUUGUACCGCAGGAUACGGUACUGUUUAACAAUACGAUCAAGUACAACAUACAGUACGGCCGUGUCGGUGCGCCAGAAGCGGACGUCAUAAUGGCGGCAAGGAGUGCGGACAUACACGAAAGGAUUCUCACAUUCCCGGAACAGUACGAAACGCAAGUUGGUGAGCGUGGGUUGCGUUUGAGUGGCGGUGAGAAACAGCGUGUAGCAAUCGCACGAACGAUCCUUAAAUCGCCGGCGAUCGUACUGCUGGAUGAGGCCACCAGUGCACUGGACACACAAACGGAGCGUAAUAUACAAACGGCAUUGGCAAAGGUAUGCGCUAAUCGGACAACGAUCAUCAUUGCUCACCGACUAUCGACGAUCAUCCAUGCGGAUGAGAUUCUUGUGCUGAAGGAAGGUUCGAUUGUCGAGCGAGGACGGCACGAGAUGCUGCUCGAGCAGAACGGAGUUUAUGCUGAGAUGUGGAAUCAGCAGUUGAAAAAUCUAGAGCUAGGGCCUAAUGCUGCGGACGAAGGAAUGGUCGAUUCCAAUGGUCAGGUAGCAAAUGGAACACCGAACAAAUUGCCUGCAAUAGCACCACCGAAUCAUCAUCACCAUCAUCAUUGAGGGUAGUAAUAGGAGCGGAUUGGUUUUGAAACUUUUCAUGUCCCUUUUGCACCGGAAGGUACAUUCUGCAAACGAAUUAUACAAGAAGAAAACGAAAAAUGUGAUAGAUGAUUGUGCAAACCUCAAUUAGUAGGGAAAUUAAUUCCAGAAAACAAAACCCAUUUUAAAAACAGUUGUUCACAUUAAGUGCAAAAUUACUCUAACGCUUGUUUCUAAGUAAUUCAUAAACUGGUAUGAAAAUCAUCGAAAUAAAAGAAAAAGAACGAAUGAAACAAAGUGAUUAUGAAACACUUUAGUUAAGGGAGAA